Messenger RNA from Marmota monax (woodchuck), 8436 nucleotides. RefSeq names its product ATPase 13A3 (gene Atp13a3). Gene Ontology annotation, molecular function: polyamine transmembrane transporter activity; ATPase-coupled monoatomic cation transmembrane transporter activity; P-type ion transporter activity. The record is from RefSeq and is a predicted model, not a curated record. The transcript has 33 exons. Gene Ontology annotation, cellular component: late endosome membrane. The coding region runs from base 1137 to 5210 and encodes 1357 amino acids. Gene Ontology annotation, biological process: polyamine transmembrane transport; intracellular calcium ion homeostasis. Lineage: Eukaryota; Metazoa; Chordata; Mammalia; Rodentia; Sciuridae.
CUUGUAAUUAACCACUUCUAAUCAUCAGUGUCUUAGAGCUAUAUUUAGUGGUUAUAUUAGUGCAAAAUGAAUGGGUAUGGAGUUGUAAACCUAGAAACGGAAACCUGUGUUCCUCUACACAUGAUUCUGAACUAAAUGAGUAGAGCAUACUUGAGUAUGUAAGGGCUAUUUUAGAUCUAUGAGGCAGGAAGUUAGAAUUUAAGAAAUUUAAGAAAUGCACUGUCUUCAAAAGAGUUUUUUGCUAAAAUUAAGGUGUUCUGUAAUUCUUUUGAAGGGCGAGUACAUAAUUAAAAGUGCUGUGCUUUCUCCCUUGGUUAAAACUCAGGUUCUUUGUUAAGGCACAUGCAUUAAUUUUGUUCUGGUGGCUUAUAUGUUGCUUUGCUGAAUAGGCUACAGUUGCUAGAAUACGUGUGUGGGUAUACCAUAUUGGUUUAAUCCCACACCUGAACCCAGGGCAUCAUGUUUCAAAUGCUUUGUUACUAAGCUACAGCCUUAGCCCUUUUAAAAAUCUUAUUUUGAAGCAGGGUCUCACUCUGUAUGUCUUGAACUUGUGAUUCUUUCGCCUCAGCCUCCAGAGUCCCUGGGAUUACAGGCAUGUGACACCAAACCUAGCUUCAACAACCUCUUUUUAAAGGCACAUAGUUCCUGGAAGUUCUUUGAAACAGUAAACCUAUUAUUAAUGAUUGUUGUAGAAGAUACUUUUUUUUCUCCUUUUUGAGUUAUAAAGAAAAGAGGUUUAUUUUGGCUCAUGGUUCUGUUCUAAGGUUAAGGGGCUGUAUCUAGUUUUGUUGGGGGAGUCCUGAGGUGGCACAUGUGUCAUGUAAUAUGUUGAAAGAUUAGGUGUCAGAAUGUAACUUUAAAUUUUUUUUUUGGCAUUAUAUACCAUUAGGUCAGGCAGAGAGAAAAUUAAAUAGUUAAGCGAGGUUUUUAAACAUUCUUAGAACAGUACUGCCUGUUUUUGGUCAGGGGAAUGGGCAGGAAGUGAUACUAUUUGAUUGCUUCAGUUAAGUAGUAUAAUAAAAAAUUAAAUAGUUUAUUUUGAAAAUAACGUCAGGCUUCAAGUUGAUGCAGUGCUUUGUUGUAGGAGGACUGAUUUCUUUGUCCAGACCAGCCAGUAAGCUUUAUUUAGAUAACUUAUGGUAAUUAAUUUUUUUUUUUUUAAGAGAGAGAGAGAGGGAGAAAAUUUUUGUUUGUAUGUGAUGCUGAGGAUCGAACCCAGGUCGCACGCAUGCCAGGCGAGCGCGCUACCGCUUGAGCCACAUCCCCAGCCCGGGAGAAAAUUUUUUAAUAUUUAUUUCUUAGUUUUCGGUGGACACAACAUCUUUGUAUGUGGUGCUGAGGAUCGAACCUGGGCCGCACGCAUGCUACCGCUUGAGCCACAUCCCCAGCCCUGUUCUUCAGUUGUUGUGAAGCAUAAGACCUUUCAAACCACUGUAGAUAUGGACAAAGAAGAAAGGAAGACUAUCAACCAGGGUCAAGAAGAUGAAAUGGAGAUUUAUGGUUAUAAUUUGUGUCGCUGGAAGCUUGCCAUAGUUUCUUUAGGAGUGAUUUGUACUGGUGGGUUUCUUCUCCUCCUCCUAUACUGGAUGCCUGAGUGGCGGGUGAAAGCAACUUGUAAAAGAGCUGCAGUUAAAGAAUGUGAAGUGGUGCUGCUGAGGACUACUGAUGAAUUCAGAAUGUGGUUUUGUGCAAAAAUUCGUUUUCUUUCUCUGGAAAAUCAUCCAUUUUCAAAUCCAAAAUCUGUAACUGAUAAGAUUUCAAAUGGCCAUGCAGUUCAUUUAACUGAGAAUCCUGUUGAAGAGAAUAGUCAUGAGAUGAGUAAAUAUUCACAGACUCAGACACAACAGAUUCGUUAUUUCACCCACCAUAGUGUAAGAUAUUUCUGGAAUGAUACCAUUCGCAAUUUUGAUUUCUUAAAGGGGCUGGAUGAAGGUGUUUCUUGUACAUCAAUUUAUGAAAAACAUGGUGUGGGACUGACAAAAGAGAUGCAUGCCUGCAGAAAAUUGCUUUAUGGUGUAAAUGAAAUUACUGUGAAAGUGCCUUCUGUUUUCAAGCUUCUAAUUAAAGAGGUUCUCAAUCCAUUUUACAUUUUCCAGUUGUUCAGUGUUAUACUGUGGAGCACUGAUGAAUACUAUUAUUAUGCUCUAGCCAUUGUGAUUAUGUCCAUAGUAUCAAUUGUCAGCUCCCUAUAUUCCAUUAGAAAGCAAUAUGUUAUGUUGCAUGACAUGGUGGCAGCUCACAGCACUGUGAGAGUUUCAGUUUGUAGAGUAAAUGAAGAAAUAGAAGAGAUAUUUUCUACAGACCUUGUGCCAGGAGAUGUGAUGGUCAUUCCUUUAAAUGGAACAGUCAUGCCUUGUGAUGCAGUACUUAUUAAUGGCACUUGCAUUGUAAAUGAAAGCAUGUUAACAGGAGAAAGUGUUCCAGUGACAAAGACUAAUUUGCCAAAUCCUUCAGUGGAUAUAAAAGGAAUGGGUGAGGAAAUAUAUAGUCCAGAAACACAUAAACGACACACUUUGUUUUGUGGAACGACUGUUAUUCAGACUCGUUUCUACACUGGAGAGCUCGUCAAAGCCAUAGUAGUUCGAACAGGAUUUAGUACUUCCAAAGGACAGCUUGUUCGUUCCAUAUUGUAUCCCAAACCAACUGAUUUUAAACUCUACAGAGAUGCCUACUUGUUUCUGCUGUGUCUUGUGGCAGUGGCUGGCAUUGGGUUCAUCUACACGAUUAUCAAUAGCAUUUUAAAUGAGGAAGAAGUUGGGGUAAUAAUCAUAGAGUCUCUUGAUAUAAUUACAAUUACUGUGCCACCUGCACUUCCUGCUGCAAUGACUGCUGGUAUUGUGUAUGCUCAGAGAAGACUGAAAAAAGUUGGUAUUUUCUGUAUCAGUCCCCAACGGAUAAAUAUAUGUGGACAGCUGAAUCUUGUUUGUUUUGACAAGACUGGAACGCUUACUGAAGAUGGUUUAGAUCUCUGGGGGAUUCAACGAGUAGAAAAUGCCCGAUUUCUUUUACCAGAAGAAAAUGUUUGCAAUGAAAUGUUGGUAAAAUCUCAGUUUGUUGCUUGUAUGGCUACCUGUCAUUCACUUACAAAAAUUGAAGGAAUGCUUUCUGGUGAUCCACUUGAUUUAAAAAUGUUUGAAGCCAUUGGAUGGAUUCUGGAAGAAGCAACUGAAGAAGAAACAGCACUUCAUAAUCGAAUUAUGCCCACUGUGGUUCGUCCUCCUAAACAGCUGCUUCCUGAAUCUAUACCUGCAGGAAACCAAGAAAUGGAGCUGUUUGAACUUCCAGCUAUUUAUGAGAUAGGAAUUGUUCGCCAGUUCCCAUUUUCUUCUGCUUUGCAACGUAUGAGUGUGGUUGCAAGGGUGCUAGGGGAUAAGAAAAUGGAUGCGUACAUGAAAGGAGCCCCUGAGGUCAUUGCCAGUCUUUGUAAACCAGAAACCGUUCCUAUUGAUUUUGAGGAAGUUUUAGAAGAUUAUACUAAACAAGGCUUCCGUGUGAUUGCUCUCGCACAUCGAAAAUUGGAGUCAAAACUGACAUGGCAUAAAGUACAGAAUAUUAGUAGAGAUGCCAUUGAAAACAACAUGGAUUUUAUGGGAUUAAUUAUAAUGCAGAACAAAUUAAAGCAAGAAACCCCUGCAGUACUUGAAGAUUUGCAUAAAGCCAACAUUCGCACUGUCAUGGUCACAGGUGACAACAUGUUGACUGCUGUCUCUGUGGCCAGAGACUGUGGAAUGAUUCUACCUCAAGAUAAAGUUAUUAUUGCUGAAGCAUUACCUCCAAAGGAUGGGAAAGUUGCCAAGAUAAAUUGGCAUUAUGCGGACUCACUAACACAGUGCGGUAAUUCAUCAGCAAUUGACUCUGAGGCUAUCCCAAUUAAGUUGGUUCAUGAUAGCUUAGAAGAUCUUCAAUUGACUCGUUAUCAUUUUGCAAUGAAUGGAAAAUCAUUUUCAGUGAUAUUGGAGCAUUUUCAAGACCUUGUUCCUAAGUUGAUGUUGCAUGGCACUGUGUUUGCACGUAUGGCACCUGAUCAGAAGACACAAUUGGUAGAAGCAUUGCAAAAUGUAGAUUACUUUGUUGGGAUGUGUGGUGAUGGUGCAAAUGAUUGUGGUGCUUUGAAGAGGGCACAUGGAGGCAUUUCCUUAUCAGAGCUUGAGGCUUCGGUGGCAUCUCCGUUUACCUCUAAAACUCCUAGUAUUUCCUGUGUGCCAAACCUUAUAAGGGAAGGCCGUGCUGCUUUAAUGACUUCCUUCUGUGUGUUUAAAUUUAUGGCAUUGUACAGCAUCAUACAGUACUUCAGUGUUACUCUUCUGUAUUCUAUCUUAAGUAACCUAGGAGACUUCCAGUUUCUCUUCAUUGAUCUGGCAAUCAUUUUGGUAGUGGUAUUUACAAUGAGUUUAAAUUCUGCCUGGAAGGAACUUGUGGCACAAAGACCACCUUCAGGCCUUAUAUCUGGGGCCCUACUCUUCUCUGUUUUAUCUCAGAUAAUCAUCUGCAUUGGAUUUCAAUCUCUGGGGUUUUUUUGGGUUAAGCAGCAGCCUUGGUAUGAAGUAUGGCAUCCAUAUUCAGAUGCUUGUAAUACAACAAGAAACCCACAUUGGAAUUCUUCACACAUGUAUAAUGAAACUGAACCUGAUUCACACAAUAUACAAAAUUAUGAAAAUACCACGGUGUUUUUUAUCUCCAGUUUUCAGUACCUCAUAGUAGCAAUUGCCUUUUCAAAAGGAAAACCUUUCAGGCAACCUUGCUACAAGAAUUAUCUUUUUGUUGUAUCUGUGAUUAUUUUGUAUGUUUUCAUAUUAUUCAUCAUGUUGCAUCCAGUUGCCUCUAUUGACCAGGUUCUUCAGAUAGUGUGUGUACCAUAUCAGUGGCGUGUAACUAUGCUCAUCAUUGUUCUUGUCAAUGCCCUUGUGUCUAUCAUGGUGGAGAGCUUCUUCCUUGACAUGGUCCUUUGGAAAGUUGUGUUCAAUCGAGACAGACAAGGAGAAUAUCGCUUCACCACCACACAGCCACCACAGGAAUCAGUGGAUCGAUGGGGAAAAUGCUGCUUGUCCUGGGCCCAGGGAUGUAGAAAGAAGAUGCCAAAGGCAAAGUACAUGUAUCUGGCACAGGAGCUAUUGUUUGAUCCAGAAUGGCCACCAAAACCUCAGACGACAACAGAAGCUAAAGCUUUAGUGAAGGAGAAUGGAUCAUGUCAGAUUAUCACCAUAACAUAGCAGUGACUUAGUCUCAGUGGUAUGCUAAUAGCAGUAUUUGAAGGAAUGGUUUUAGGAUUUUCUAGUCCUGUAUGUUAGUGUGGCACUCUUUCAAUUUAUGUCCCUUCUGAUAAGUAUCUGAUUCAAGAGCCUUAUUUAAAACAAAACAAAACAAACAAAAAAGGGUAUUGGCCUCAUUGUUGAAAUUAACUGUCAGUCCAUCUAUAUCUUUAUUCUGUAACCAAAUAUAUACAUUUCCAGAAUUUUGGUUGUUACCCUUAGUCAUACUCUUUAUAUUAGGUACAAGAGAAAUUUGGCGUUUGGUAGAUACUUAGACAUUAGCUUUUGGAACUAGUUUGCCUCUUUAUUUUCACAACCCUCUUAUUAGAAAAAGUUUAUGUUUAUAUACAGGCCCUAAGUUUGUGAUCAUUAAAAAUAAAAUGGGUGUUAAUUAGCCUCCAGUGAAAACAGGUUGAAAGCCUGUUUUCAUUUUAUUCCAAUAUUUCUCCCAAAGAAUUCUGUGUAAACCUACACCAGUUCUCUUUGAUAGUUUAGAAUUAGUAGUGGGUUUUUAUAGUGUUGCUUAUAGAACAACUCAGGUAAUUCCUCUGUAUGGUGUUAUAUUUUCUGUACAAACUGCCUGGGUUUUAUUUUUCUAAUCGGCAAGGUGCUUCACUGCCUUCUUAAGAUGUCCCUCAAAACUGUUAAGUGGAUGUUUUUCUCUGUCUAGUGUCAGUGGUCUAAUUGUUUUGCUUCAUUUAAAUGUUGUGAAACCUUUUUUACUAGAAAAAGAUGAUUUCUUUUGGAAGUAAAUGUAGAUCUGUCUAACAUCUCAACAUACAUUUUUCCCCCCCUUCAGGAUCUGUAUUAUUUAAUUUUUUUUAAAAUUUUCUCCAAUUUUUUAAUUAUCUAAAGACAUAGGAUAAUAAUGAAUUUUGUUUUUUGUGUUUGAAUUUUACCUUGAAAGAUUUUUUUUAAGAUUAGGUGUAUCUCUUAUCAGUAAUAAGGCUUAAAAAAUAAUGAGUAUUGGAUUUGAGAGACUGCUAUUUUUUUUUUCCAAAGUGAUGUAAACUUGGUGAGAGCUUGUUAUGCCAUUAGGUGGCGCCAGAGGUCAAAGCAUACCUACUUUGCUGUAAAUAAACAUACCUGGUGUAGCAAUUUCUGGGAGGAAAAAAAAUGAGGAAAUAAAGAAUAGACAUUCAUUGAGCCGUAAGAAAUGUAGGAAAUUACUUUUCACCUUUCUGUUUUGCUUGAUUAAUGUUCAAAUUUUUCAGGAAUUUAAAGUAAACUUUAAAAUGGAUCUAUAGGUAGGAUUCAGCAGUUUGGCAAUGCCCACAGUUAUGACAGACACAGGAAACUGUAAAACACACCCUACUCUAUUAAAACAAUAUAAUAUUCUAUGUGCUUUCUUAACUAAUCACAUACUUGUGCUUUCCACUGAUCAUUUUUUAGCUGAUCAUUGUUUUCCCAGUACAUUUUUACCAAUUUACCAAAUGUUAUCUGGAACUGUAGAACCAAAUGGUUCUCAUUCUUUAUGCUGCAAAGACCUGAAUGGUGUUUGGUAACUGUAGAAAAAUGCAAGUUACACUCAGGAUCACUGUUAUUGCUGUUGCCACUGAUGAUUCUUACAAAAAAUAUAAUCGAAGUUUUCCAUCAAAAUGUAUAAUAAGAUAUUAAUACACAUUAGAUGAUAAGAACAAUUGUUCCAUGAAUGAUUCUAUGAAGCUAUGCAUCUUAGACCUCUUGAGCUGUGAAUUAGCACUGUUUUCUAUAGUUACUUAAAUCUCUUGAUUGUUUUAUAAUUUCCAUAUUCAUUUUAAAUAUACUCAAGUGUUAUUCUUUGGUGAUUUCUAGAAUUGUAAAUUGUAUUCUUUGGUUUAAAGACUGAAGCAUAUAAACAAAGUAAUUGCUAAGUAGGAGAUUAAAAAUCCAGUUAUCAGAUUGUAUUUAACAUCUUUAAGAGCAUGAUCAUAAAGAACUAUUUUUGACCACGCACACCCCUUUUAAUAUUUAGAGUUAGUAAGGGUUUUAUAUCUCAUCUGUUCAUACUGUUUUCCAGGGAAUGACGUUUUAGAUAGGUGGAAAAGCAUUUGUAGGAAGUUAGAGUGAACAUAAACAGGGUAGGUUAUUCAAGUUCAGAAUGUAUUUGCAGAAUGUCUGAAUCCAGGUGUGGGUCCUCCUCAGUGCCAUAGGUAGACUGAGCCCUCUCUGUAGGUCACCGUUACAUAGUAAUUUUGGUUCUGAAUUUUACAUUAAAUUAUUUGAGUGUAUACAGAACUAAAUUUAAAAAUCUGUACAUAUAUUAUUUUGAUGUAUUAAGAUUGAUAAAUAUUGCUGAUUUAAAUUUUAUUUAUGCACAUAAAGGACAGAAAUGUCCAGGAAAGUAAUUGUUAAAUAAUGAUAUGUAACUUUUUAACUUUUUAAAUAAAUAACAAGAUUUUUAAUGUGUGUCUCCCUCAGGGUUGUUGAAAUUUUUUUUCUUUCUCCCUCAAAUAUAAAUAGUGGUAACUAUGUUUUCUAUCUUCUAGCACCAACUGCUGUAAAGCAAUGCUGCAAAUAAUGCUUGAAUAAAAGUGGCUAAGCCAACAAAAAAAUAAAUACUUUUUAUAGUAGUUUUAUAAUCCUUAAAUUCGAAAGCUUUCCAAAUUGCACUUGCAUUUAAACACAACUGUUGCAGCUUUUACUCAUUUAUUUUGUUUCCCAUGUUGAUGAAAGUACUGCACAGUUUCAAAGGCAUGGCAAAUAAUAUAUCAGUGUUCAUGUAGUUUGUCCCCAAAGUGCAGCUAUAGAUAACAACAUCCAGUGAAGAGCAAAAUGCAGGCUUUAGAAAAAAUUCUAAUAAUUCAUGCAUGUAAUUUUGACAUAUCUGAAAUAGGUUUUUAUAUAUUUAUGGUGGGAGGUGGUUGGGAACUUUCAACAAAGUGGGAUGUUAAUUUUUGUACAGUCUAUGGGCAUUUACACAUAUUUUUAAUGUAUUAAGAUUUGGUAAUUAUGUGCACAUGAAAUUAAUUAAAUAGUUACUUUCUGUUAUGAUUUGUGAAUUCCCUAAGACCUUGGUUUUUUUAAAAUAACUUUAUAUCGGAAAUGAUACUGCAUCUUUAUAUUUUUAAAAUUGUAUUGCUGCUCAAGAAUGGUACCCUGUUGUCAAAAAGACGUACAUUCAUAAUUGUACAUUCAGCAUUGUAAAUAACCUUAUGAAAUCCUUUUUGAUUGAAGCUAUUCAAAAUAAAAAUUUAAAUGAAUAAUA